AUGUCCGCUGACGAAUACAAAGCCGAGGGUAACAAAUUCUUCGCUGCCAAGGAGUUUGACAAAGCUAUUGAGCAGUUCACAAAUGCCAUUGAAGCCUCCGAACUGCCCAACCACGUCUUGUAUUCCAACAGAUCAGCUUGCUACGCUUCCUUGAAGAACUUUGGUAAAGCUCUCGAGGACGCCGAGAAAUGUGUGGAAAUCAACGCCACGUGGGCAAAGGGCUACAACCGUGUGGGUGCUGCUCAGUACGGUUUGGGCAACUUGGACGAUGCUCAGGUUUCUUACUCCAAGGCCUUGGAGUUGGAUCCAGCUAACGCUAUGGCCAAGAGCGGUCUUUCUGCUGUUGAGGAAGCCGAAAGAAGCCGUAACGCCGAAGGCGACAUGGGCUUGGGCAAGAUGUUCUCCGACCCUAACUUGAUCCAAAAGUUGAAGGAGAACCCCAAGACCGCUGAAAUGAUGAACGACCCUAACCUCGUGGGCAAGGUUUUGCAGUUGCAGCAGAACCCCAAGGCGGGCAUGCAGACCAUGCUUUCCGACCCACGUAUGAUGACCAUCAUGGGUGUGUUGAUGGGUAUCGACUUGAACAUGUUUGAUAAGGAUUCUGCUCAACAGGCCCAGGCUGGCCAGUCCAAUCCUACUGAGAGUGCUCCUAAGGAGGAACCAAAGAAGGAGGAGCCAAAGAAGGAAGAGCCAAAGCCCGCUGCCAAGGAGCCAGAGGCUGAGUCUCAGGAUGUCGAGAUGGAGGACUCCUCCAAGGCUGAUGCCGAUGCCGCUAAGGCUGAGGGUAACGCCUUGUACAAGCAGAGAAAGUUUGACGAGGCCAUUGAAAAGUACAACAAGGCCUGGGAGCUUCAUCAGGAUAUCACUUACUUGAACAACAGAGCUGCCGCCGAGUUCGAGAAGCAAGACUACGAUGCUGCCAUUGCUACCUGUGAGAAGGCUGUCGAUGAGGGCAGAGGCAUGAGAGCCGACUACAAGAUCAUUGCCAAGUCUUUUGCUAGAAUUGGUAACUGUUACUUGAAGAAGGACGACUUGGAGAGCGCCGCCAAGUUCUUCGACAAGUCCUUGACUGAGCACAGAACCCCAGAUGUCUUGACCAAGUUGAGAAACACCCAGAAGGACAUCAAGACCAGAGAAGCCGAGAGCUACGUCAACCCUGAAAAGGCCGAGGAGGCCAGAUUGGAAGGUAAGGAGUACUUCACCAAGGGCGACUGGCCUAACGCUGUCAAGGCCUACACUGAGAUGGUCAAGAGAGCUCCAGAGGACGCUAGAGGCUACUCCAACAGAGCUGCCGCUUUGGCCAAGCUAAUGUCCUUCCCAGAUGCCGUCGAUGACUGCAACAAGGCCAUCAAGUUGGACCCAACUUUCAUCAGAGCAUACAUCAGAAAGGCUAACGCCCAGUUGGCCAUGAAGGAAUUCUCCCAUGUCAUUGAUACCUUGACCGAGGCCCGUACCAAGGACCAGGAGUUGAACGGUGGUAAGAACCUGGCUGAGAUUGACCAGUUGCUGAACAAGGCCAUGUCUCAGAGAUUCUCCUCCAUCGAGGGCGAGACCCCAGAGCAGACCAUGGAGAGAGUGUCCAAGGACCCAGAGAUUGUUGAGAUCUUGCAGGAUCCUGUUAUGCAAGGUAUCUUGGGCCAGGCCAGAGAGAACCCAGCUGCUUUGCAAGACCACAUGAGAAACCCAGAAGUGGCCAAGAAGAUCAACAUGUUGAUCGCCGCUGGUGUUAUCCGCACUCGUUAA
Molecule: messenger RNA, 1743 nt
Organism: Candidozyma pseudohaemuli
Lineage: Eukaryota; Fungi; Ascomycota; Pichiomycetes; Serinales; Metschnikowiaceae
Gene: STI1
Product: Hsp90 cochaperone
Exons: 1
Coding region: 1-1743 (580 amino acids)
Molecular function (GO): Hsp90 protein binding
Source: RefSeq, a predicted model, not a curated record